AUAAUCUGUGUUCACUGUUCAAUAUUUAAUUUGAUGUUUGAUCGUGUAUCCUGGUGAAUUUCUUGGCGGUGAAGUCAAUAUUUUAUCAAAAUGUCUAAUAAAAAAAACAAGGAAAUUCAAAGAGAAGACAGUGAAAGUGAAGAAGAACAAGAAUCUGGCAGCGAGAGAGAUUCAGACUUUGAUUCUGAUGGAAAUUAUGUUGGCGAUAAGGAAUUACUAGCAGACUUUGAAGGACGAAACCCAGAAGAUUGUGACUUUCAUGGAAUAAAACAACUUUUGAGACAACUGUUUCUUAAAUCAAAUGUUGAUUUGGGAGCACUAGCACAGAUUAUUAUUUCACAAAAUUAUAUAGGCAGUGUUGUAAAACAGUGCCUAGAUGAUGGUCAAGAUGAUGAUGAUGAUGACGAUGAUGGCAGUGAUGGAGUCUUUGGAAUGACCACCAUUAUAAAUAUUACCAAAAGAAAAGAUGAAAAUUGCAUAAAACAAGUCAGAUUAUUGCUAACCACACUUGCCAAUGAUAAUGCUGAUGACCGAGUUAAAGCCCUAGUCAACAAAAUACUCUCAGAUGAUGCAAAUCAUGUAGGCUUAAUUAUAAAUGAAAGGAUUCUGAACAUUCCAGCUGCCAUCAGCGUACCACUCUUCUCAUCACUACAGAAUGAGUUAGACAAAGCAUUGAAAAAGAACAUGCCCUACGCAUUCCAAUACCUUGUAUGGAUUUGCAAAACAUACAAAACUGGUGAUGAGGAAUCAGAGGUAUUGUUUGCAAACCAAGAGGAGAAGCCCCUAGUUGAAGAGGCCUUAGCCAGUUUUGAUGUGGAUGUAACAGAGCAAGCAGAAUUAUCUCAGUGGGACUUCGAUGGAGGUGCUAUGACUCCUUGUAGAAAGGUACUAAUCUUUGAAGGCAGUAAAUUCAAUCAGCUAGUUAGGCUGCUGAAAGAAGAAGUGGAAAGUGCAUAAGAAAAUGCUUAUUCAAUCAUAAGUUAUGUUAUACUAUGCCAUUAUUACACGGGAUGUAAUUAUAUAUUUAUACUCUUAAGAAUAUUAAAUUUAUGCUAAGCUUAAGAA
Nymphalis io (European peacock) is the source of this 1065-nucleotide messenger RNA. Its product is annotated as protein BCCIP homolog. The transcript has 7 exons. The record is from RefSeq and is a predicted model, not a curated record. The coding region runs from base 91 to 957 and encodes 288 amino acids. Gene Ontology annotation, cellular component: nucleus. Lineage: Eukaryota; Metazoa; Arthropoda; Insecta; Lepidoptera; Nymphalidae.